Suricata suricatta (meerkat) is the source of this 2252-nucleotide messenger RNA. It is a transcript of the gene HIC2, whose product is annotated as HIC ZBTB transcriptional repressor 2. Gene Ontology annotation, cellular component: nucleus. Lineage: Eukaryota; Metazoa; Chordata; Mammalia; Carnivora; Herpestidae. The transcript is spliced from 2 exons. Gene Ontology annotation, biological process: regulation of transcription by RNA polymerase II. Bases 61 to 1911 code for a protein of 616 amino acids. Gene Ontology annotation, molecular function: RNA polymerase II cis-regulatory region sequence-specific DNA binding; protein binding; DNA-binding transcription factor activity, RNA polymerase II-specific. The record is from RefSeq and is a predicted model, not a curated record.
UGAUGCACCCCCAGGGAGGCCACGCACUCAAGGAGGCCACCCCCACUGGCUGCUGCUCACAUGGUUUCUGGGCCCCUGGCACUCCGGUGGUACGCGUGGGCAGGGCGAGGGGACAUGGGGCCCGACAUGGAGCUGCCCAGCCACUCCAAGCAGCUCCUGCUGCAGCUGAACCAGCAGAGGACAAAGGGCUUUCUGUGUGAUGUCAUCAUCAUGGUGGAGAACUCCAUCUUCCGGGCCCACAAGAAUGUCCUGGCUGCCAGCAGCAUCUACUUCAAGUCCCUGGUCCUCCAUGAUAACCUCAUCAACCUGGACACAGACAUGGUCAGCUCCACAGUGUUUCAGCAGAUCCUGGACUUCAUCUACACGGGCAAGCUGCUGCCCAGCGACCAGCCGGCUGAGCCCAACUUCAGCACUCUCCUCACUGCCGCCAGCUACCUCCAGCUGCCUGAGUUGGCAGCCCUCUGCCGCCGUAAACUCAAACGAGCCGGCAAGCCCUUUGGCUCAGGACGGGUGGGUGCCACUGGCAUGGGGAGGCCUCCCCGCAGCCAGCGACUAUCCACAGCCUCUGUCAUCCAGACACGGUAUCCGGGGAUUGUGGAUGGACGCAAGGGGUCGCAAACCCCCCAGGAGCUUUCCCAGGCCAAAGGCUCAGAUGAUGAGCUCUUCCUCGGAGGCUCCAGCCAGGAGAGCAUGCAUGGCCUGAGCCGGGCCAUCUGUCCCGCCAGCGGGGAAGCCGGUCUGGGCAGCUGCAGUACCAAUGGGAGCAGUGGGGGCUGCGAGCAGGAGCUGGGCCUGGAUCUGUCCAAGAAGAGCCCUCCGCUGCCUUCUGCAACCCCUGGUCCCCCCCUCACCCCUGACGACCCGGCCCAGCUGAGUGACAGCCAGCAUGGCUCACCCCUCUCAGCUUCUGCCCCUCCUGUUGCCAACAGUGCCUCUUAUGCUGAGCUGGGGGGCACCCCUAAUGAGCCGAUGGAUCUGGAGGGGUCUGAGGACAACCACCUGUGUCUGCUGGAAGGGCCUGGUGGGCAGCCCCGGAAAAGCCUGCGGCACUCAGCCCGAAAGAAGGAAUGGAGCAAGAAGGAGCCUAUGGUGGGGUCCCCUUUUGAGAGGAGGGAAGCAGGGCCCAAGGGCCCCUGCCCGGGGGAAGAGGGCGAGGGGCUAGGGGACAGGGUUCCCAAUGGCAUCCUGGCAAGCAGUGUUGGGGGCGGUGGCCCCAGUGGGCCCUACGUGGAGCCACCGUACCCCUGCAAGGAGGAGGAGGAGAAUGGCAAGGAUGGAAGUGAGGACAGUGGGCAGAGUGGGAGUGAGGGAGGCAGCGGCCACGCCAGUACCCACUACAUGUACAGGCAGGAGGGCUACGAGACGGUGUCCUACGGGGACAACCUGUAUGUGUGCAUUCCCUGCGCCAAAGGCUUCCCCAGCUCUGAGCAGCUCAACGCCCAUGUGGAGACGCACACGGAGGAGGAGCUAUUCAUCAAGGAGGAGGGUGCUUAUGAGACAGGCAGCGGGGGCGCUGAGGAGGAGGCUGAGGACCUGUCGGCGCCCAGCGCGGCCUACGCAGCUGAACCCCGGCCCUUCAAGUGCUCCGUCUGCGAGAAGACCUACAAGGACCCGGCCACACUGCGGCAGCACGAGAAGACACAUUGGCUGACUCGGCCCUUCCCCUGCAACAUCUGCGGCAAAAUGUUCACCCAGCGCGGCACCAUGACACGCCACAUGCGGAGCCACCUGGGCCUGAAGCCCUUUGCCUGUGACGAGUGUGGCAUGCGCUUCACCCGCCAGUACCGCCUCACCGAGCACAUGCGAGUGCACUCCGGCGAGAAGCCCUAUGAGUGCCAGCUCUGCGGGGGCAAGUUCACCCAGCAGCGCAACCUCAUCAGCCACUUGCGCAUGCAUACUUCCCCCUCCUAGAAGCCAAAGACCCUUCUCCCCGGCCCGAGGGUGCCCUCUGCAGACUUGCCCUCGGGAACCAAUGGAAGGAAGGAAGAAAGAAGCACGGAGGCCAGGCGGGAGGGGCCAGGACCCCCAGGUCCCGCGGGGGUGGCUCCUGGUAUUGUCUCCAGCCAGCCCCCCACACCCAGAGCUUUAAUGGACAGUCUGUACCAAGGGAAGAGGGAAGAGGGAAGCCAAUGGGCUCAAGCUCCACAUGCGCAUUGCUGGUGUGCAGUCUACCUCCCAAUUCCGCCCAAGCCUUGGGCUCCCUGAGAGGGCCACUGUGGGGCCUGUGGGAGUGGGUCACAGGGGUCUUGCUG